Molecule: messenger RNA, 2513 nt
Organism: Polypterus senegalus (gray bichir)
Lineage: Eukaryota; Metazoa; Chordata; Cladistia; Polypteriformes; Polypteridae
Product: kyphoscoliosis peptidase-like
Exons: 14
Coding region: 102-2114 (670 amino acids)
Source: RefSeq, a predicted model, not a curated record
CUUCGUGUCAGAGGCGUUAUAAGGAAGUGAUGCGACCUGUUAGACUGACAGCAGCUGAUCAGCGAGUUGCCCGAAACAGGGAUCUGCCUUUGCAUUAGAGGAUGAUGCUCCAUGAACGCCUCACACUUACUCAGAAUAUACUGCUUGCUGUGUUUUGUUUUCCUCUGCUACCCUUCUACCUCUGUUAUGCCUGUUGCCAAAAGAGUCAAGAAGACCAAGACCACCAAAAGGAAGUUGAUUUGGAACAAGAUGUGAAUGCACACUCUAGGCAGAAACAAAACAACACAGAGCAUGUCUACAUUAACCAAGCACAUUUUCCAGAGAAGUCAUCUUCAGGAAAUCAAGAGGAAAACCCUUCAGUUUCAGUGGCAGUGGAGUUUCAUCCAAAAGUGAAGACCUCAUUCCGCAGAGAGACAGCACCACAGAGCACAGAAAAGAAAACACAGCAAGAUAAAGACAGUUAUAUGAAUAAAGGAUUUAUCAGUGAUGAUAAAUGCAAAGUAACAGGAAAAUACUCAUAUCCCUGGGAUAAAUCCAGCCUGAAGACUCUGCAAGUGGAUCUGAAUCAACUGAAAGACCUGGACAAUUAUGCUCGUCAGGUCAAUGAAAGGAACAGCAUAGAGGUCUUAGUGAAAAAGCUUCUGAAAAAGGCCCACAGCAACUUGGAGAAGGUGCGAGCCAUCUGGACAUGGAUUACCCACCACAUUGAAUACGAUGUCAACGCCUAUAAUAAUGCAGGUCUUCGGUCCAGUGACCCCAAUGAUAUUCUUAAAAAGGGAAAGGGGGUCUGUGCUGGAUAUGCAGGACUCUUCAGCAAAAUGUGCAGUUUUGCAGGAAUCCCUUGUGAGGAAGUUUCUGGCUACUCCAAAGGAUAUAGCUAUAACAUUGGAGACCAUUUUACUGGAAGCUCCAAUCAUGCAUGGAAUGCUGUUUACCUUGAAGACCAAUGGCACCUCCUGGACAGCACAUGGGGAGCUGGGAAAUGUGGAGUUAAGGAUUUUCAGUUCAGCUUUGAGUAUGAUGAGUAUUAUUUUCUCACACAUCCUGCACUUUUUAUUCUGAAUCAUUUUCCAGAGGACAAAAAGUGGCAGCUUUUAAAUUCAACUGUUUCACUCAAAGAAUUUGAAAAGUCUCUUUAUGUAAAAGGCGAAUUUUACAAUCUUGGGCUAACUACAAUAAAACCAGACAUGUCACAAAUCAAAACAGAAAAUGGUACAGUGUCCAUUUCUAUAGAGGGAACAUCUCCCACUUUGUUCCUGUACAAUUUAAAUGGAACACAAAGAGAUGGCAUCUUGACUUUGAAGCCCUGUGGAAUGAAGCUGGACCUCUAUCCACAAAGAACUGGAACUCAUGAAGUGAUGAUUUUUGCAAAAACAUUUUUGGAUGAAACACCAUCUUACAAAUAUAUAUGUGAAUACCAGCUUCACUGCCACACUCUCAACAAGGAAAUAAAGGUUCCUGUGGACUUGGUAAGUCCAGUUGGUCAUAGCCUGAUGGCAGAGAAAGCUGGUCUCCUUCAGCCAUCAGUCAGUGACCCUAUUGUGAACACUGAAGAUGGAAAAUGCUCCUUCAGAUUUCUGCUGAAUAAAGAUCUGUGUUUUACUGCAGAUCUCUCUACCGCAGCCUUUGAAAUGUCAGAACAACAGAAAAAAUCACACAUCUUCAUUGCUAGGGAAGGCAAACAAGUGGAGUUCAAAGUUCUUCUUCCAAAGGCAGGAAUGUAUAUAUUUACAAUAUAUGCAAAAGAAAAGUCUGACUCUAGGAAUAGCUACAGUUAUGUCUGUAAUUAUUUAAUUUCUUGCAAAAAUUUAAAAGUAAAGUGGCCUGGUUUUCCGAAAACAUAUUCCAACUGGGACUGCGAAUACGUGUUGCUAGAACCCCUUACUGGUGUUCUCCCAGCGAACCACUCUGUAGAUUUCAAGUUAAAAAUACCUGGUGUGGCAAAGGUGCAGGUGCAAGGCCAGAGAACAGGCCUCCUUCACCUCUCAAGUGAAGGAUACUGGGAAGGAACCUGCGCUACCAAUGGCUGCAGGGAGGUGACUGUCAGCAUAAUGCAGAAUCCCAAUGACACUUCCUACUUUUAUGCCUUGACCUAUCAAGUAGAAAGCAGCUAAGAAAAUCUUAGAGGAAGAGGAUGGGCCUGCAACCAAAUCCAAAAUCAUAAGAAGCCUGUUCAUGAUCAAAUGCAUUUGUGGAAAUCAAAUGUGGAUAUGAAAGUAAGAGCGAACAACAUUUCAGUUAUAAUUAUGAAACAGAAUUACACAAUUGAAUUUGAGCAUAUACCGACUUGGGGCACAAUAAAUCAAAACAAAUGCAAAAACUUCAGCUCAUGCAGCUUAUAUUUUGGAAUCAAUAAGAAUAUGGAAUUAAUUUGGAAUUAAUAUAGUAAGACUGAAGGAUCGCCUUUGCUACUGUUUUCAGAAACUUUAAAUUUUUUCCCACAAAUUCUUAAUCAAAUGCUGAAAAACUAUGAAUUGAUAUUCACACCAGCAAUAAAAUAAUGAAGCUUGGCA